Messenger RNA from Glycine soja, 447 nucleotides. RefSeq lists its product as uncharacterized. Bases 1 to 447 code for a protein of 148 amino acids. The record is from RefSeq and is a predicted model, not a curated record. The transcript has a single exon. Lineage: Eukaryota; Viridiplantae; Streptophyta; Magnoliopsida; Fabales; Fabaceae.
AUGGUAGAGAAAUGUAUUGAAGUCUUUAUGGACAAUUUUUCGGUCUUUGGUGCAUCUUUUGGAAAUUGCCUAGCAAAUUUAGAGAAAGUGUUACAGUGUUGUGAAGAAUCUAAUUUGGUGCUUAACUGGGAAAAAUGUCACUUUAUGGUUCAAGAAGGUAUUGUGCUGGGACACAAGAUCUCUAAAAGAGGAAUUGAGGUGGAUAAAGCAAAAUUAGAUGUUAUUGAUAAAUUUCCACCCCCAGUUAAUGUGAAAGGCACACGGAGUUUUUUAGGUCAUGUUGGAUUCUAUCGACGAUUCAUUAAAGACUUCUCCAAAAUUGCUAAACCCUUAAGCAAUUUGCUGAAUAAGGAUGUUAUGUUUAUGUUUAAUGAAGAAUGUUUAGAAGCCUUUAACACUCUCAAAGCCAAGUUGGUUUCUGCUCCUGUGAUUACAGCACCAGACUAG